GAGACAGAUGUUUGUUGACAUCGAAGGCCACACAAACAAAGCUGCUAAACUUAUAAUAAUAAAAUGUUUCCGUUUUUCAUUUUUUUAAAUUAAUUUUCGUAUAUUAAAUGUUCGAAAUAACGUGAGAAUGUCAGAGAACCAUAACGCCGAUGGCCAGGUCCCGGUAGAAACGUUUAAAUGUUCCCACUGUAACUUUUACACCAACCACGAAUAUUACCUGGAGCAGCAUAAUAGUCUAAAUCACAGUUUGCAGAUACUGGUGGAGCACCAGAAGCGAAACACACCAUCUUACGACCACCAGGCCUACCGGAAACCUCAGAAUAGCAGUAUAAAAGACUCAAUACCCAUUAUAAUGCAGUGCUCACAAUGUAAUUUUGAAACAGACAUGGAAAGCUGUUAUAAAGAACAUUUAUCAACUCAUACACAGUUCUCAAUAAAUGCUUACAGAGAGGGUUUUGAUAUUAAUGAGGAUAGCUAUAGUAAGCUGUACAUUUUAGGGCAGGCAGACCACUUCAACUCUAAGGCGGAAACAUUCGAUAGACAACAUGUAAACAGUAUUAGGGCCCAAGAUUUGACCAUUCCCACUAUACCCAUUCUUAAUGUAGCAGUUCUUAAAUGCCCAGUAAACUAUUGUACCUUUGAGACUACUGAUUCAGAAAUGUGGGGGCAACACAAGUUAACUCAUAACAUUCAGAUUGGUGCUCCAGAUCUUUUGAAGUGUUCAGAAUGUAUGUUUGUGACAACUCAAGAAGCAACUAUGAACAUUCACAUAGAACAGCACGAAAAGUCAGGAGAAAUUGUUAAAGAGGAACCUACAAUAUUAAUACCAAAAUUAAAUCCAUCCAUUCCUCCAGAUGUAUUUCGGUGUAACAAUUGCGACUAUGAAACAAACUUGAAGGCCUUCAUAAAACGUCAUAUGUUAAUACACACGGUAAAGAUAGAAGAAAAACCCAUCGCAGAAACCUUGAAAUGUUCCCAAUGUCACUUUCAAACAGAUCAUGAAAAAUUCCUUAAAAGGCACCAGCUGAGCCACAAGGAGAGCAAAUCCUAUAAGUGUCAAAAGUGUAAAUUUGAAACACUGUACAAAGUCAUGUUUGCAAAACAUAUACAGGCCCAUAAUAAGGCAAAGAAGAUUAAAGACAAAGGGAAACAAGACAAAAAUAUUUUGAAUGAAAUUAAAAAAGAAGAGGCUCCGGGUAGCUGUAUUAAAUGUCCAGAAUGCAGCUAUGAGGCAGCUUCAAGGGAGCAACUGGAAAUUCAUAAAAAAAUCAGGCAUUCUACUAACGAUAGUAACGGGAUUAAUUUGCAUAAAUGCGCUUAUUGUAAAUAUCAGACCAAUUGGGAGCCGUGUUUGAAGAGACAUAUAGAUAGGGAACAUCCGGAUGGGAAGCCCGUUAAAGUUAAGAAAGAGAAAAUUGAGGAUCCUCCUGACAUACCAGAUUUCGUUUCUGUUGAUUCGAAAUUCGAGACUAAAACUGAUUUAUAUAGAUGCCAUGACUGUGAUUUUACUAGCAAAAGUAAACAUUAUCUUGUUUUGCACCUUAAACGGUCGCAUUUAAAGUUCGAAAAACCGGACAAAACAAGAAUAGGAAAAUCCGAGAAAAAAUCGAAAUGUUAUGAGUGCAAGUUCAGAAAUUGCAUCUUCCAGACGAAAAUCAAAAGUAACUACGUACACCACCUGAGGAAGCAUCAAGAACAAAACCCGCAACGGGUGAUGUUUCAUUUUUGCGAUCAUUGCGAUUUUAUUGGGAAAAGUGAGGAGAGUUUGGACGGGCAUCGGCAGAGGGCGCAUUUAAAUCAUGAAAAGCAAGUCUACAGAUGUAAUCAGUGCGACUUUAAAACCAUUUUCAAAUACAGCCUUAAAACCCAUUCGAUCAAGCAUAAAAAGUAUUCUUGCAACGUGUGUGAUGAGGACCUCGAAUCGGCCUACGCGCUGGUAAAACAUCGGAAAAUGCAUACAUCGAACCCGAAAAAUCGGAUAUAUUUAUGCGACGUAUGUGGUUUUCAAAGCAAAAACGACCGCUCGCUAAAAAUGCACAAAAAAACGCACAACCCGGAGUUUAAAUGUCCCGAUUGUCCGUUCCAGACCCACAGCAAAGUAAAUUUCCAAAACCACUGUAUAAACCACAAAAACGCCGACGAAGUGACAAUGUUUCCGUGCCCGCACUGUUCCUAUCAAUCGCGACUGAAGCGGAAUUUAGCGUGGCACAUGAAGAGACACGCGGAUCCAUCGAAAGCGCAGAUCUUCCGAUGUCCAUCGUGCGAUUAUCAAACGUUUACGAACGCGCAACUUAAGUCUCACUUGAUGGUGCAUAAAAGUAAGGAGGAGGUGGUGAUGCUCAAGUGUGAUUUUUGCACCUUCGAGACGAAGAGGAAGUCUAAUAUGGUGCAGCAUAGGCUACGUCACCUUAAGGAUUCUCCCGAUGUGCCUCUACUCUCCUGUCCAGAUUGCAACUACACGACCGUAGCGAAGCGACAUCUAAACAAACAUCGGAAAACGCACAACGUGAACCCGGAUAAGAUGUUCCAGUGCACCUACUGCUCUUACAAAAUCCACCGAAAAGUUUAUCUGAUGCGUCACAUGGAGAAUCAUCGGGUGGUAGAGAAUUACGGAGAAGAUCAGUGGCCCAGAUAUAGUUACCCUCCACCGCAACCGCAGGGAAGCAUCACUGGAGUCACCGUUGUGCCGAAUAUGGGUCAGAAUUUGGGUCACGGCGGUGGAUUUUGAAAGACGGAUGAAAGUGAAUGGUAAAUAAUUUUUCUAUUUGAAAAUUAAACACAUUAGAAUCAGCCGUUGGUGAUCUGCACAAUACAGGGUGUCCUAAAAGUAGACGUCCAAACGAAAGGAGGCAAUAGACGAAGACAUUUGUAUUCUGAGAACAUUGCAAGGGCCUAUGAGCAGUUAUUUGUUUGCAACAUCUCUGAUGCAAUGCUACCAAAUGCUUAUGUAAAAAUGGCAAAAAAAACACCCUUUAUAAUAUCAUAAAAAUUUGUCACUUAUUUUGACAGACUCAAAACCAUACUAUUUUGUUUUUUUUUAUUAAAUAUGAUAAAAUACUCUAGAAGGAUGUCAUCAUUUAAAGUUAAAUAAAUGUAAAUAACGUAUAUUAGACAACAUCGCAACGCCGCUCGAUCGCAUUGUUGAUUCCACCGAUACAAGUAAUAUUUAACAGUGACGUCGUCAAAAAAUAUUUACAUAAUAAAUAUUUAUUAACUGAUUAUGCUUUAAAUUAUAAAGAAUAUUACCGUUUAUGAACUCUUUAUGCGUCUUUUGAACGUUCUUCAUUAGAGUGAAGGUGAUGAAUAAAAAUGGCAUAUUAAAAUACAUGUGAAUGUAUUUUAAUAAAUCCAAGUUUUGUCCCAUUCACAUGUAUUUUAAUAUGCCAUUUUAAUUCGUUUGUCUGAGGCACUAGAACUAUAGGAUGAAUUGACAGAACUUCAUAAUUGUUAUCUCUGAUGAUAGAAAUGUCCGAAAUAUGUUGGAUUAAUGCUUUUAAAUAAAUUUAUUGGAGGAUGGCCUGGAUACUUUCAGUUAACCAUUGAUUUAUUAACUCCAUUGCAAGAAUGGACUACUUCUUCAAGUGAAACAUUCUUGUUGUUUACUAAUUCUAGCCUUUCAAUGUUCUAAGUUGGCAAUAAAACAAACCGUAUAUAUUAUUAUCCGAUUGUUGAUGGUUUAAAAGUUAUCACCGUUUUUGUGUUUUUUAUAAAAAUAGUGUAAUUCAUUCUGUAAAAAAAAUUAUAAAAAGACUAUCCUCAGGUAUUUGCUUGAUAUUUUUUACGAUUAUUUCCUUGAAACGUGUAUUUUUUCAUAAGUACUAUUUGCAUGAAUAAUUGCUCCUUUCACUACUUAGAAAAUGAUAAUUGAUCAAUGUGUUUAAGUUUUACAUACAAAUUGAUGCUGGAUUUGAUGUUUGAAUUGAUGCUGCUAUAAAGAACAUGUACGAUCAAAAAUUAACAUCUAUCAGAAAAAAUAAUCUUAUUUAAUUCCGAUUCUCAUAAGGUCAAAGACUUUAUAAUAAGAAAAAUAAACAUACUUUGUCAAAUAAUUUGUAAAAAUGAUUAAAGAAAUGUUGCAUGGUAAUAAACGACACCCUCAAGUGUGGAAUAACGAAAGUUUAAAAAAACAGGGAUUUUUAAUAUACACAAGUUACAUUAUUGGGACUAUGUUAAUCCUAAACAGUGAGAAACGAUCGUUCUCAGCGUCACUUUUCAGUCAAUCUAUGAGCUAAUUAAUUGGACCAUUCAAGCUAUUAAGAAGACUUAACGGGUAGGAUUAUUUACAUUUUUUUCAACAUAACUUGAACGAUUUUCUUAAAGACGUAUCUCUAGCAACACGCGAAGACAUGUGGCUGCAACACGAUAAAGGAAGCUCCUUCUCACUCUACCCGAAUCGUAAGGCAACAUAUCGAUGCUACUUUAAAUAAUCGAUGGAUAGGAAGGGGAGGAGUCAUGCAAUGGCCGCCGCGCUCGCCUGAUCUGAACCCCAUUGACAUGGUGGUAUUUAGCCACAAAAGAGACAAAUUGUAAUUAACGCCAAAAGGCGGGAAAUUCAAUGAGCACUUAGCUAUAGCUACAAGAUGGAGCAAAUUAGUGCAAAAAAAUUGCCUAUAUUGUAGCAAAGCAUUCAAUAAAUUCGUUUUGAAUGGAUAUAUCCAAAUUAAAAUAUUAUUUUUAAAAACAGGUAACCCUAUCUUAAUAAAUGUAUUUUUUUGAGAUACCUUACACUGAUUCUAAAGUGUAUAAUUUUCUCAGAGUGUCAGAAAUAAAUUCCUCACCUGUACAUAAAUAAAGUAUUAUUUUUAUACACUUUGUAUAUAAUAGUUUGUAAGCUUUACAUGACAUUUAUUAGCAAUAUUUAUAGCAAAUUUUAUAGCAAUAUUGCCAAAAAUAUCCCUAAACCGAGUACAUUCUGUGCAGAUUUUUGGCAAUACAAAUUUUAUUUACAUCACAUAAAUAGAUUAAGAGUGUUUGUGUUUUAUGUGCAAUCCACGUUUUUUUUUGUAUACAACAUGUUAUUUAUGGCAGCCAUUUUUUGUAUUUUAA
Messenger RNA from Anthonomus grandis grandis, 5046 nucleotides. Its product is annotated as zinc finger protein 808-like. Gene Ontology annotation, biological process: regulation of transcription by RNA polymerase II. The record is from RefSeq and is a predicted model, not a curated record. Gene Ontology annotation, molecular function: RNA polymerase II transcription regulatory region sequence-specific DNA binding; DNA-binding transcription factor activity, RNA polymerase II-specific. The coding region runs from base 128 to 2728 and encodes 866 amino acids. Gene Ontology annotation, cellular component: nucleus. The transcript is spliced from 7 exons. Lineage: Eukaryota; Metazoa; Arthropoda; Insecta; Coleoptera; Curculionidae.